AUGUACCUCUCCGCUAAGAUAAUCAAUUUGGUCGCAAUUAGCUUUCCAUUUAUUUCAAUGAUUGUGUACUCCAGAUUGUUGCUAUUGAUAUUUUGGUACAAAACGAUCAAAAAGUCGCCCGAGUUGUAUUUGUUCUAUUGUAGAUUUGUGUUCGAUUUGGUUAUUUGUGUAAUCAGUUUAGUGAAAAUGAUUAUCUAUGGGCUCUCCUUGACAAGCCUGUACGAUUUUUUCCUCAACAAUCAUUGGCUCACAUUUAUGUUCGUCUGGCCUGUGAGCUCUUUUAGCUCCCUGAGAGCCAUUCUUGUUUUAUUCAUUGCAUUGGAUAGAGUAUGUGCAACCUACCUCCCAAUAACUUUUUUCAAAUAUCGGAAACUCAUCCCAACAUUCGCCAUCGUUGGUGUAGUCCUAUCCUAUUCUAUAAUCGACACGUCUGUAGUCUUCAUCAUAUGCAAAGUGGACCUGAACACUCCAACGGAUUGUAUAAAUGCACUGUGUAUUUUUGGUCCGUGUUAUCAACAAUACUGGUUGGUGUUCUCUAAACUCUUCUAUGCCAUGAUUGUUAUUCUAACUCUUAUGCUAUGUGCAAAACUUUUUAUAUGGAACAAGUUGAAGAAACAUAAUGUUAAUGGAGAGUUGAGGAGGGCCAACCGUCUAGCCCUAAUCGACGCAUUCAUCACAAUUGUCUUCGACUUUGCCCCUCCGAUUAUUCAUUCAACAUAUCCCAAUUUUUUCGACUAUGUUGGAGCUAUCAACUCGGUGUCACAAACACUAGGAUUUGUUGUGGAGUCCUGGUUAACCACAUUAAAUCUGGAGAAGAGAUAUCAGGUCAAAAAAGUGACUGCGUCUGGAAAAGUAGUGUUCCGACAAUCCACAGCGGAUAUGACUUCCCUAGCUGCUUGCUUCGGUCUCAGCAUCUACGCAAUCGCUGUAAAUUUUAUAUAUAGAUUUUUUCGCUCUUCAAAGGCUAACCGACUGGCACUAAUUGACACUGGAUUCUUGGUAUGCUUCUUUUUGGUGCCUCCUAUCAUCCAUGCAAGCUUUCCCGGAGCUUAUGACGAUCUGGGUCCAGUGAAUUUGACUUUUAAAACUACUGGAUUUGCAAUCGAAUCAUUUUUUGUUUAUUCUAACUUUCGACAACAGAUUACAACAACUACUAGAGUUAAGUCAUGGUCAGAUACUUGA
Caenorhabditis briggsae is the source of this 1182-nucleotide messenger RNA. The transcript is spliced from 7 exons. NCBI's taxonomy places the organism in Eukaryota, Metazoa, Nematoda, Chromadorea, Rhabditida, Rhabditidae. The record is from RefSeq and is a predicted model, not a curated record. Bases 1 to 1182 code for a protein of 393 amino acids.